This is a messenger RNA of Synchiropus splendidus (mandarinfish), 9833 nucleotides long. It is a transcript of the gene nav2a, whose product is annotated as neuron navigator 2a. The transcript is spliced from 40 exons. Bases 610 to 7962 code for a protein of 2450 amino acids. The record is from RefSeq and is a predicted model, not a curated record. NCBI's taxonomy places the organism in Eukaryota, Metazoa, Chordata, Actinopteri, Syngnathiformes, Callionymidae. Gene Ontology annotation, molecular function: ATP hydrolysis activity; protein binding. Gene Ontology annotation, biological process: nervous system development; neurogenesis.
AGCACAGGGACUCAGCUGGUUAGUCACAUGCCGAACAUUCAUUCAAUCAAGCAGUCGCUGCUGCUGUCGUCUCUCAUUUUUGCUCUCCGUACCACGGAAGCCUGAGCUCACGCUUGUCCAGCGAGGAUGGUGCCAUUCGAGAUGCCCUAUUCUGCAUGAUGGUGGCAGCCUCAUCCCUGACCCUUAGAUGGAGGAAUAACAGAAGAGGAUCUGCCACAGGAGAACUGGGGAAUCUUUCAAAUUCCAUCCCGACUAACAGCAUUUCAUUUUUGAACUCAAUACCAUGUGUGUCUGGUUUGUUUUGAAACAAAUCAUUUGUUUUGGAAACACUCAGGAAAGGAUUUUCCACUUGAACCAAGGAGCUGAAAGAGGAAACAGGUGGGAUCUGAUGGUAUUAAACCUUCCUGUGCAUUUUGGGGAGCUCAGCUUGCCCUCCUGCUGAGAUCAGAAGCAGGAGGAGCCAAGAACCACACUGAUUAAACAAAUGACUCCAACCUAGUAAAGUGGACACUCUAAUGGAAGAGCUUUAAUCUGCAAACACGUAACAUUUGCUCAACCAAGAUCUCCGCGCGAGGCGGAGAGUUCACUCGUCAGGCGGUGGGGUCGAAGAUGCCAGCGAUUCUGGUGGGGUCAAACAUGAAGUCGGGACUACCUAAGCCGGUGCACAGCGCUCUGCCUAUCCCUCAGCUUCACAGCAGACCGUCAGCUCUGGCUCUGCCGCCGCUCAAGACCACCAACCCAUCUUUGGGCCAUGGAGCUUCGAAAAGUGUCGGCCCGGAAGUCAGCAAGAACACGCAGAUCUACACGGACUGGGCUAACCACUACCUUGCUAAAUCGGGACACAAGCGUCUGAUCAAGGACCUUCAGACGGAUGUAACGGAUGGAGUUCUUCUGGCGGAGAUCAUUCAGGUUGUAGCCAAUGAGAAAAUUGGCGACAUCAAUGGCUGUCCCAAGAGCCGCUCUCAGAUGAUUGAGAACAUUGACGCCUGCCUGAGUUUCCUGGCAGCCAAAGGAGUCAAUAUCCAGGGUCUGUCUGCAGAAGACAUUCGGAAUGGCAAUCUGAAAGCCAUCCUCGGACUCUUCUUCAGCCUGUCUCGGUACAAGCAGCAGCAGCAGCACGGCCAGAGGCAGAACUCUCAGCCUGCUGUGUCUUCCACCACCCACCGUGAGAGUUCACAUCCUCCACUGAGCCAUCAGAGCAGCGCCCCGGCCCAGCUCAGCCACUCCACGCAUGGGACGCCCACUCACUCAGCACAGAAAGCAGCACAAGCCGAGAUGCAGUCCAGGAAUGGCUCUCAGAGUAAACUACUCAAGUUUUCCCUCGGUCAGAAAAAGACCUCUAGACUUCCCGGCCCAACAGCGAGGGUGUCCACUGCGGGCAGUGACCUCACCCCGAGAGCCUCGGUCAGUGCUGCCGGGAACAGACGAAGCCAGGGGUUCGGCGAGAAAACCAAAGCAAACCUGAAUAAGGAUUCCUCAGAGGGCAUGACCUCACAGCCUUUGGUAAUGACUGAGCAUGCUCCGUCGUCCUUGUCCAGCAUCAGCAUCCCUUCCACUACCUCCGCUCUGGUUCCCACAUCAACGCCAUCCACAGCCAUUCCACAGCCCAACAGCAGCAGUAAACCCUGGAGGAGCAAGUCCAUGAACUCCAAGCACAUGUCCUCGUCCACCAGCAUUUCCGCCCCUGCAGUGCAGACUGGAAAGCAGGAUGCUUCGAGCAAAACUAUUUUGGUAUCAGAAGCUCCUCCAAAAGUGGCUGCUCAGAAAUCAAUGCUGGAAAAGCUGAAGCUGUUUAACAGUAAAGGAGGCUCCAAAUCCUCCUCCACGAAUGGUGUCAGCAGUGAUAACGGCAACCUUGUCAGGCAGCUUGUGUCAGGACAGGUGGAGAGAGCAGAAACUGGCUCCAACACCGACCCUCUGGAGGAGGAUGACGGUAAUGUCCGACCUGGAAUGAAUGGGAAUAGUAAUGGGAAUGCAUUUGGCGCUGUUCCCUCAACAGGCACUGCUGUCGCCACGACUGCCAGUAGCCCCAAAAUAGCCCUACGAGGCAUUGCCCAACGCACUUUCAGCAGAGCCCUGACUGCAAAAAAGAGCUCAGUCAAAGGACCCGAGAAGGAAAAGGUGAAGGAGAAAGCAAAGGAGGCAGGAAAACGUGUCUCAGUGCCUGACAAGGUGGAAGAGAUCAAGGAGGAAGUAGUUUCUGUCUGCGGCGACUUGGACAGUGCUAACAAAAAGACCUCGAAAAUUACCAGCUUCAUUCCCAAAGGUGGGAAAGUGGCCAAGAAGGAGAGUUCCACACCUGCACACAGCGGAAUACCAAAGCCCGGAGUCAAAGCUCCUGGAAAGCCCUCUGCAGCAGGAGGGAAGGAGGCUGUGGAGAGGCCCAGGAGCAUGAGGUUAAGUGGGGGGAUAUCCAUGAACCGAGCCCCCCCGGAGAAGGACGGCAAACACACAAGCGCUACCUCCAGUGUGAGCUCCAUGGAUGGAAAGAGCAGCGCAAACCUGGUGGCAGGAGGAGGAAACACGCAGAGCACAGCCAGCAACACUGUCAGUGUGCAGCUACCUCAGACGCAACAGCACCACAGUCACCCCAACAUGGCCACCGUCGCACCUUUCAUGUACAGAUCCCAAACCGACAGCGAGGGAGUAGCAAACACUGAGUCAGGCUCCGGGGGAAGAACUGUGGACAUUUCUCUCAUUAAGACGGGUCAAUCGUCCAUCGAGGAUUUGUCAGCCGAAGACCCUGAGACGAGACGGCUGCGGACUGUCAAAAAUAUAGCAGACCUGCGACAGAACCUGGAGGAGACCAUGUCCAGUCUGCGAGGAACUCAGGUCACACAUAGCACCUUGGAGACGACUUUCGACGGCAGCGUCACCACAGAUAUCAGCAGCAAUAAUGCCGGAGGGAGAAGCAUCCUCAGCCUCACUUCCACUCGACCCGCUUUGUCGUCAUGGCGACUGGGUCAGGCCAGUCCUCGUCUGCAGGCAGGCGACGCCCCCUCUAUUGGCAACGGCUACGGCGGGCGCGUGUCGGGCGGACAGGGAGGCCGAUACUUGUACCCCGGGAACCUGAGGCGGCAGCUGGCUGGCAGAGGAGGAGCUCUGUGUAGCGUGGAGCUCGGAGACCGAGCCGGGGAGGACUUGGACCUGGAAAGCAUCGCCAUGGAGGUCACUGGAUAUAUGAGUGAUGGAGAUGUCCUGACCAAGAACCCUGCACGCACGGAGGAGGUCACAAGCGGCUACAUGACUGAUGGAGGAUUAGGACUGUACACACGGCGGCUGAACCGUCUACCUGACAGCAUGGCAGCCGUCAGAGAGACGCUCCAUCGAAACACCUCAUCUGGACAAGGAGAUGCUGACAGCUGGGACGACAGCAGCUCUGUGAGUAGUGGCAUCAGCGACAACAUCGACACUGAUGACAUCAACACCAGCUCAUCCAUCUCGUCCUACGCGAACACACCAGCAGCCCAACGCAAAGGCCUCAAAACACAGCCUGUGACCGAUGCAGAAAAGCAGUCGGCCUCCACGGCGGCGCACCAGGUCUGGUCAGGAGACGAGGUGAAAAGGCCAGACGCUGGGUCGGACAGCGGGGUCAGAAUGGAGACGGCCUCCAAGUGGAGCCGCCGCAACCCUUCUGAUAUCUCUGAUGAGUCCGACAAGGGCGGAUCGGGGAGGAAGACCCCCUCGGUGUCCCAGACAGGCUCCUGGAGGAGAGGCAUGAGCGCUCAAGUGGGUGUGACAUCCCCACGGACCAAAAGCACCAGCAGCACUGGAUCCACGGGGUCAGUCUGCCAUAAGAGCCACAGCUCAGGUAAAACCGAUGAUGUGAAGGUGUCGGAGAAGGGACGUCUCUCACCGCGGCCCAAUGGCCUCCACCGCUCCCCCUCCGACGUGGGACGCAACAGCGGAGACGAGACAAAGAAAGCGUCCCUCACCACCAGCCGGGCACCAACCACAAACGCUCUCACUCACACACUUUCCGACUCGCAAACAUCUCGCACUCCAACCAGCAGCUUUGGCUUUAAGAAGCAGGGUUCUGGGCUCGUAACCUUGGUAACCGCCAGUGGGGCCACCAUCACCAGUGGCUCUGCAACUUUAGGAAAGAUGCCGAAAUGCGGUGCACGAUCGCUGGCGGGUGGACUGAAGUCUGGCGACUCUAUGCUGGGUCAUCACGACGACGGCUUCCUCCCGAUGAGCGCCCGCUCCACCCUUCAGUACCGAAGCUUGCCCAGACCCAGUCGCUCAGGCUCAGUGGCUCGCAAUGGAAACCGCUCAUCCACCAGCAGCAUUGAGGCUGCCGUGCUUUCUGUCACCUCCCACGGAAAGAACUCGAUGAGCAUUGCAAAAACCAACGGCUCCGGAGCUCUAUUGUCUAACCAGACCGACCGGGAGAAGGGCGUCUCUGAUAUCGACAGCAUCCGGAGUGGACUUCUAAGUGGCGGCGCUGCAACGGUUCCUGUGUCGGGGAGACAGCAGGUCUCAUCCCCUACGCUCCGCAGGUUGUUUGGAGGGAAGGCCAGUAAACAGGCGCCUGUCACCACCACAGAAAACAUGAAGAACUCCACUGUGAUAUCGAAUCCUCAUGCCUCCAUGAAUCAUGUGUCCACGUUGGUGGAAUCUCCAGACGGGGGCCUGGGUGACAGCGAGACCAGCAGCCCCAUGUUUGGUGGCAGAUUACUGGGAUCAGGAACUGGAACGCUGGGCAGUGAACAGGCCUCCAGUCCUGGCUCAGUCUACUCCUCCACUGGACCCUCGAACAGCCUCACCUGGGGGACCACCUUCAGCGGCUCGUCCGCCCAAAGCAGAGAAAGCACACUAGGUGGCCACGGUGGGACCGGCAGCAUGGGCUUCCCCUCGGUGAGCAGCAUGCACACCAGCAGCGAAUCCAUCGACAUGAGCCUGGGGAGCGCUGGUCACGGGAACCACAGGGAGGACGUGCUGUCUGCACUCGGACGCAACGGCAGCGUGAAGACUGGCGUGUCUGAAAGCCCCCCCUCCUCCCCCUCUGCUAGCCCUAAAUUCAGCCGAAACACCCUGCCUCGGAGACAGGACAGCGGGCCCAACUGUGGCAGAAACACUCUGCCUAAAAAGGGACUCAGGUACGGUCCGACGCCGCAGCUGCGAAGCCACGAGGAGGCUCGUGAUUGGCUACGCUCGCACUCCACCAGUGGGCUGCAAGACUCGGCCAGUAACUCACCCUUCUCCCCUGGAUCCAGCCUCACGUCUCCCUCUGGCACUCGCUUCAACUUCGGACAGCUCGCGUCCAGUCCAACUUCCACUGCUCAAAUGAACCUCACUGGCCAUCGCAACAACAGCCUGACCAAUCAGGACGUGUCCUUUGACUCCUGCACUGAUAACCGGCUGAGAAACUCCUGCAUGUCUCUGGACGAGAAGACCCGCACCAUGAGCCGGUCCGGCUCUUUCCGAGACGGCUUUGAAGAAGUUCACGGAUCAUCCUUGUCUCUGGUCUCCAGCACCUCUUCCAUUUAUUCAACGAAUGAAGAGAAGUCCCAGUCGGAGAUCCGAAAGCUGCGACGGGAGCUGGAUGCUUCCCAGGAAAAGGUUUCUGCCCUGACAACACAGCUGAGCGCAAAUGCUCACCUGGUGGCAGCAUUUGAGCAGAGUUUGGGCAACAUGACCAUCAGACUGAAGAGCUUAACUCAGACUGCAGAGCAAAAGGACUCUGAACUGAACGAGCUGAGGAAGACUAUAGAGCUGCUGAAGAAGCAGAACGCAGUCGCUCAGGCCGCCAUCAACGGGGUUAUCAACACACCAGAGCUCGCAACAAAAGCGGAGAGAACAGCCGGAACCAACGGCAGCUCUCAGCAGCAGAAUGCGCAGCCAGACCUCCGCAUCAGGAGGCAACACUCGUCGGACAGCGUCAGCAGUGUCGCCAGCGCAACCAGCCACUCCAGUGUGGGGUCCAACAUGGAUGCUGACGCCAAAAACAAGAAGAAGAACAAAAAGAACUGGCUCCGAAGCUCUUUCAAACAAGCGUUCAGCAAAAAGAAAUCCCCAAAAUCUGCCUCAUCCCACUCCGAUAUCGAGGAGAUGACUGACUCGUCCCUGCCGUCGUCUCCCAAGCUGCCUCACAACGGCGCCUCCAGCGCCACCAGCCUCUUGCUCAGGAACACGCACUCCAGCACCAUACUCUCGGAGUGUUUGGACGCUGAGGCGGAGACAGUGAUGCAGCUGCGCAGCGAGCUCCGUGAGAAGGAGAUGAAACUGACAGAUAUCCGCCUGGAGGCGCUCAGCUCUGCACAUCAGCUGGAUCAACUCAGAGAGGCGAUGAACCGUAUGCAGCUGGAGAUCGAGAAGCUGAAGGCGGAGAAUGACCGCCUGAAGCUGGAGAAUCAGGGCAGCAGGACCGGAUCCCCGGCCUCCGCCUCCUCUUCUCCUCCCCCUCACACACAAGGUCAAGCAGCGGGGCCCGGUCUGUCCCAGCAUAGCCUCAACCUCACCACCAGCGAGUCCACCAGUCUGGACAUGCUGCUGGACGACAUGGGGGGAGAAGGAGGGAUGAGAAAGGAGGGACGACAUGUGAAGAUCGUGGUCAGUCUCGAGCAGGACAGCCAGUGGAUAGAGGAUGGGCGAGCACGUAACUUCCUGAUCGGCUGCAUCGGUGUCAGCGGUAAAACCAAGUGGGACGUUCUGGAUGGGGUAGUCAGACGCCUUUUCAAGGAAUACAUCACACACGUGGACGCAGUGAGUCAACUGGGCCUGAGCUCUGACAGCGUAGAGGGCUAUAACAUCGGGGAAGUCCACCGACCCAGCAGCCCCAGUGCUGCUCACACGCCCGAACUUCUGCCCUGCGGCUACCUGGUCGGAGACAGCAACACCAUCAACAUCCAACUGAAAGGUGUGCGGAGCGGCAGCGUGGACUCCCUGGUGUUUGACACCCUCAUCCCAAAACCGAUGCUGCAGCGCUACAUCUCCCUGCUGAGGGAGCACAGACGCGUCAUCCUCUCGGGUCCCAGCGGCACCGGGAAGACUUACCUGGCCAAUCAGCUGGCUCUGCAUUUACUCGCUCUUGAGGGACGAGCCCCGACCCCAAAUGCUGUUGUCACCUUCAAUGUGGACCACAAGUCCAGCAAGGACCUGAGGCAGUACCUGGCUGGGUUGGCUGACCAGUGCAGUGGAGUUACAGGGACGGAGAGUCCACUUGUGGUCAUCCUGGACAACCUGCACCACGUUAGCUCUCUGGGGGAAAUCUUCAACGGCGUCUUCAACUGCAGUUACCAGCGCUGUCCCUUCAUAAUCGGCACCAUGAGUCAAGCCACGUCAUCUGCACCCAACUUGCAGCUUCAUCACAACUUCAGGUGGGUGCUGUGCGCCAACCACAUGGAGCCAGUGAAAGGCUUUCUGGGCCGCUACCUGAGGAGGAAGCUGAUCGAGGUGGAGAUCGGCAGUCGAACUCGCAACAUGGAGCUGGUGAAGAUCAUCGACUGGAUCCCGCGGGUUUGGCACCAUCUGAACCGCUUCCUGGAGACGCACAGCUCAUCCGACGUCACUAUUGGACCGCGUCUUUUUCUGUCGUGUCCCAUGGACGUGGAGGGAUCCAGGGUUUGGUUCACUGACCUGUGGAACUACUCCAUCAUCCCGUACACGCUGGAGGCUGUCAGAGAAGGGCUGCAGCUGUAUGGCCGCAGGGCUGCCUGGGAGGACCCCGCUGCCUGGGUGAUCGACACCUUCCCCUGGUCAGCCACACCCACUCCAGCCGAAUGGCCCCCCCUGCUGCAGCUCCGGCCCGAGGACGUGGGCUUCGAUGGGUUCUCUGCCCCGAGGGAAGGAAUCAGGAAGGAGCCCCCUCAGAGCGACAGUGAUGCCGAUCCUCUGAUGAACAUGCUGAUGCGACUGAAAGAGGCGGCGACGUCGUCAAGCCCGCAGAGCUACGACAGCGACUCCAACAGCAACAGUCACCAGGACGACAUCCUGGACUCGUCGCUGGAGUCCACCUUGUGAUUCCUUUUUUGCAGAUCUAAAACACUGAACCAACCAGGGAGUCCUAGCUCGCGCGCCAAGAUGCAGCCACCUUCAUUUGGGUGCUGGUUACCCAAUGAUACAGAGAGACUUGCUCCCACACUGUGUUGUUUUUGUUGUUUUCCUACACCGCAGUGGCCCGCUGCUCCUUUGGAGAGAAAAGCACAGAGCCUGUCAGUGUUCAGAGGCUUCAUCAUCAUCAUCAUCGUCAUCGUCACGACCUAUUGCAGUGAACAAUAGCCGCCUGCUGAUGGCGACAUAUUCUCUGUAUCUGCAUGGACAAGCUGUGGCUGAUUUUUACGUCAUUUUUGGUCGAUGUUUUCAACUUUUUAAAAGGGAAAGGUUUUGUUUGUCAGCAGCUGCCUGUUUUCAGGGUCUCAUCUUUUCUUUUCCGUCAACCACAAAGUGUUAAAAACACUGUCUACAAUUCUAUACGUUAGUAUUAGCAAGAGGUGUCAUGACCAUCGGUCAUGAUGAAAUAUUACAGUGACUCGAGACAAUUCCAUGGGCGUUUACAUCUUCAUUUGGUGCUGAUUCUGUCAUUUCAUUUGGUUUUAAAUAAGUGUGAGUGCUGUUCAUCCAUGAGGGAGUCAUCUUCCUGCCACUCUGGCUGACUGAAAUAGAUUCAUUUUAUACAUUGAAGUGACUUCAAAUCUGAUGGCUAAUUAUGGACUGUGCUUCACGCUUUGUUGCAGUGCUUUCAGCUGUAAAGAUGUGAGACCAAAAGGGAACGUUUGUGUCGACAGUGAUCCCUUCAACAUUUCAUAAACUAUGAAAGCAUCAUGAUCCCUGAGAGAAACUGGUCAUGGAACACACGGUCCACUUGAUUUCAAAAUCUGCUGUUUGUUUUUUUCCUUUCAUGAUCAUGACAUGAACGUUCAGCCCACUCUGGCUGUUGUAGCACAAGUGUCUCGGUGCCGGACUGAAUCCUAACAAUGCCUUACUCUUUUCUAUGUCGGAGAUUUGUGCUUCGUAGCUGUUCCACGGCUGUAAACUCUGAGGGCUCGGCAUCUCUCGCUCUCUCUCUCUCCUGCGAGGAGAGCGACAUCAUCAUAUCAAACAUCAGUUACGAUUGAGAACUUUUGCUUUUGUAUGGACGCAUGGCUCAGUGAAGCUGGUGUAAAAACGAGGACCACUCGCUGGUUAGAGUCUGACAGAUGGUGCUGCUGGGAUGAGAAAACAAAAUAUCAUUAUUUAUACCUCAUCCUUCUCUCAUCGCACUAGAUUUGUGAUGGAAACUGACUGCUGCUUUGUUUAUAGUGAUUAUGACUUGUGGUUGAAGGAUGUCGUUCAGCGGUUUCUGUGGCUUGAAAGUGCUAACUUUGUAGCUGAAUUCAGGCAGGUGUCCAGUACAGCCUCCAUCGCUCCUCAGUGUUUCUCGUCAUCGAUCCUAUGCAAGGUUAAAUCGAGGUGUGUGCGUCAGGCUGAGAGUGUUUUUUGACCCCAGAAUGGUCACCAGCACUGCCUAAAGCAUGAACCGGAGUCCUGUCCGACCUGUGGUUUCGUCCAUGCGUGACCUCCACAGGCUUCCUUGUUGUCCUAAGCACAAAGAGAGUUCUAUUCCUGCCUGUCGGUUUAUUACGUGCGAUGAGCUCGAUGAAUGUUUGCUGUGUACAUUUUUAUAUGUAACAUAACUUUUGUAAAUACUUAAUUAUCGUUCAGCAAUUUUGAUGCCAUUUUUCUAGCUGAUUUGGUACCGUACUUGAAAAUGAAUAUUUUGUGUACAGUCUCUUUAUAAUCAGAGCAGGUAGAUGCAGUUUCGCUAUCGCUGCUCUGUCCAGGGCUCGAAGAAUUCAAACUGAUAUCACUGUAAUCGUCUUAAGUUAUUGUGAUUCAAUAAAAAAAAUAAUGGU